UAAGCCCAGGCCACACUUUGAAAGCCGGCUGACGGAGGGGGCGGCUCGGUCCAAGUCAUUUUCCACCAAAAGCCUCAAAGACAACGAGGUUCCUUGUUCCCUUCAGGCCAAUAACUUGUUGGUUGGGGUUGGUUCUACGCCUCUCUCGUGUUGUUCAAAGGUCUAUAUUCUACGAUUUCUCUCCCUCUGUUCGCCUAAAAAGCCUAAAGUCCUCCUUUGUCCAGUUUACUCGAUCCACUAUCCUCAACCGAUAUUCGUGCUCACCCCAUCCGUGUCAACUCGAUUUCCCCUUCGUUCUAUAAUUUCCCAUCCUGGUCGGUCUGUCGAGCAUUUUCUCGACUGAUCUUCCCGUCCAGAACUCCAUCCUCGCGCUCUCCGGCUCUUUCCCCUGUCGAUGCUCUCCCGAACUGGAGGGAUGACGUGAUAUCUACCAGACUGACAUUUGGUAUCUCGUGAUGGAAGAGCAGAAGCUUUCUGCUCAACAUUUCGAACCUGACAGUUCCGACCCGGCCGACAAGCAGCUUCAACCUUUGAGCCAGUCUUCACUGUCGUCCUCAGAGCUGACCCUUCGAUUCCCCCGACCGCAGGGCAACCGACAGCUAGCUAGCUGGAUAGCCUCCAGUCAUUCUGAUAUCAUGACUCCUUCCGCCGACCCUUACGGUGAUGCCACCGCCUCUCUGUCAGAAUCAACCUUUGAGUUCAUCCACACAGACGACGAGAGUCAGGAUGGGCCUGCUUCCGAGUCCCUCGAUUCGUUCGACGACAGCCGAGCCGAUGACGUUCAUAGUCUUGCUGGUACUGAGCAGUCGGCGGAUGACUUGGAGACAGACUCAGAGAUCGAAUUCAAUAACCAAGAAACACGAGAAGAAGAGGAGGAUGAAGUAGCGGAAGAAGAACAAGAAGCCCGCAAUAACUCGCAGGUUUAUGCGGAAGAGAGCCUGAGUAGUCCCUCUACUCCUGCGAGUGCCUCCAUUAUCGACCCUACAACCAAUACUCCUUCAUUUCUCGACCCUACGCUUGCUCCGUCACGGGGAGCCUCGGCAUCUCAAGAUCCCAAACAUGUUUCCGACGAAGAAGACCUCGCUCGCCAGAAUGACACUCCGAAUAUUUCUUGGCCACCCUUUGCCACUGUCCACCAGCGCAUGGACGAAGAAUACUUGCUCAUCAAAAAGCCACUUCGUAUCAUGUAUGUCGGCAGUCCGACGGCACAAGAAGAUAUCGUCAAAAAAAUGGCCUCUGCACUCACAGCACCCUCUGGUCCCGGCUCUUCUCAGUUGGACGAGGCAGAGUUUAGGAGGACCCAUAUCAAAGUUGAGCGCUGCACAUUGGCCCAGGAGACAGCCUAUAUGUCGACGCAUGGUGUGAUUGAGACAAUGAUCUUCAUCACUGUCGACGGCGAGAGAACCUACAGCACUUUGGCACACCGGAGAAACUUUCAUGUCACGUCUCACUGGACGGUGCCCGAUUUCGCCGUUUUCUAUGCCUCGCAGGAGGAUGACGCCAUUGCCGGGGAAACGCGAGAUGCUGCUUGGCUAUUCAUGAAGCAGCACUGUGUGCCCUGCAUCCUUAUAUCCGACCCCCAGCUCUGCCUCCUGCCUGUAAACGUCUGGAGCAAAUACAUAGACGGACGUGCCAUCCACCGCCGUCUCUUUAGUAGCCACAACCGUCAAACAGGGCGCUUACCCGUCGAUUUGACCUCUUUCUUGAACGUCGAUUCCGGUAAGCUAAACCGCAACCUUGCAUAUUUGGCCCGCCGAUACUCGCGGAAGAGGGAAGAAAAACCUGGCGAGAGUGAAAUCGAGGGACUUUGCGCACAUGCAAGCAAGGCAGCUCGAGAGAUAUGGAGAUAUAUGCUCGACCGAUGUCCCGUGGUAAGCACAUACGUGCUCAUCCAUUUGCUUCUUUUUGGGCUCACGGCGGUCGUAUGUUACGGCGUCUCCCGGGUUUCCUUGGUCGCGCCUCCGAUACCCGCCCCCGGUGCAGUGCACCAGCCCCUGACCUCGCCACCCCCGGUUGCCAGCACCGCUAUCUACCCCGACUCAACCAUGACCAGCAACCUGACGUCGACGACGAUGGUUGAUAUUCCUCGCGCCAACGCUUCCCCAACCAACUUGGCUCUCGCUCCUUUCCCGAGCUUCUUUUCCGAAAGCGUAACCGGCUCUCAGGAGUCAACGGUCUGCUCUGCCGAGGUCCAUGGACGCAACGAAAUCCUGGUGAAAAUUCCACUGAGCACGAAGACGACCUGGCUCGCGAAGGACUCCAUUAGUAUUGACGUACUUCGCGGUGGCAGGCUUGUCAAGACCAAGUUCUCGUCCAUCGACGAGGGCCUCUUAAUUGAGAUUCCGAUGAGUGAGGCAUAUGGUCCGAUUUCCGUAACAGUCGUCACUACCCGAAAACCAAAAGUCAAUGAGACGUUCGAGGUUGACUUUGGCAAGAGCAUUAUUGAAGAGGUAGUCGACUUUGGACGGUUUCUCGUCGACAGGGUGUCCGACGUAGCCGGCGGAGUCGCGAAGGCUGCGGACCGAGUCAGGGACAAAGCCAGGGAUACAGCCAGCGAGACGCCGGAGCUGGUCCUCUCCCUUAGACACUCGCUGCUGAAGAAGCUCACAGACUUGCCAGAGCGGGUCAGGGCAGAGACAUCCGUGACGGUGGAUUACCUCAAAAACGCAUGGAGCAACAGUAACCUGAUGCCCAAACAAUGGCGGCGGAUUCAGGACGAGACCUCACGGCACAUGGAAGAUUACUCGGAUCAGGUGAGGCUGUCCGUCCUCAAGGCGCAGAUCGCAUCACAUCUCGGGUGGCUGCGGCUGCAAGGGAAGCACGAAGAGUACAACCUGUACCGGGAGAAGGCCAAGGCAUACUUGGCCGACAAAUACUCGGAGGCCGUCAAGGCUCGACAGGUGCGGCAUAGAACGGACGCCAAGACGAGCUCUGAGAGUGGUUGCCGCUCGUGGCGAUGGUCCAGGAAAUGUUGGCUUGGAGACAAGUAGUGGUACGAAACGAUUUAGGUCGCAUGCUUGUCAGGAUGCAAUGGAUUAUGGUUAUGGGAGACGAACAAGGGACAGGGAAUUGGGCACAGCAGGUGGCGUUUGGAGGGAACUGUUUGCGUUCGGAACACAUUUUACCUUUGCCUUCUCUAUUUCUCU
This is a messenger RNA of Sodiomyces alkalinus F11, 3146 nucleotides long. RefSeq lists its product as hypothetical. The record is from RefSeq and is a predicted model, not a curated record. The coding region runs from base 456 to 2990 and encodes 844 amino acids. The transcript has a single exon. NCBI's taxonomy places the organism in Eukaryota, Fungi, Ascomycota, Sordariomycetes, Glomerellales, Plectosphaerellaceae.